AUGGAGAAUCCUAUUGUAAAAGAAUUUCAGAAUAAGAAAAGCGAUAAACUUAAUUCCAGAUAUGAAUACGGUCGAAAGCCGAUUACCGAUGAUGAAGAGGACGGUCAAAGCGUUCUGAUUGGUCCUGAUGAUAUCACCACCUCACAACACGAAGCAUUAGGUUCACACGGUUCACAUCCAGGUAAGAAACUAUAUGAACAGGCUACUAUGAACACAAGGUUUGUCAAACCAUCGAUAAACUCUGUGGUAAUAAGAAUUUCACUUCUGAAGUCUACUUUUGGUAAUAAGAAUUUCAUUCAUGAAGACAAACUUAAUGAUUAUCAGCAACCUGACUACUUUUUCCCAUCAGAUCUUGAUAGCAUAACUUCUUCACAACAAGAAGUUGAUUAUGACAUAGGAGAGAGUUCAGAAGGAAUAAAGUUUUUUAUCCCGAAGGUCGAUGACGCGCUUAAGCCAAAUAUGAAAGCACAAUAUGCGACUAUAAAUGAAGUCGAAAGGAUGUACAGGGCUUAUGCGGACAACGCUGGCUUUGAUGUUCGCAUGCAUGUAAAAAAGACGAACAAGAACGGCRAAAUUCAAACCAGGUGGUUUGUAUGCAGCAGGGAGGGAAACCCAAAAAAGAAGGAUUUUGAUUCGWUGYACAUGCAGCCGGGUGAGAGGAGAUAUCGUAAUACAAACAUCAAACGUUGUGGUUGUAAUGCUUGUAUAAAAAUCCAUUUGACAAAGGAUAGGUCUUGUUACGAGAUAUAUGAGUUCGUUGAGUCACAUAACCAUGAAUUGUUCAAUCAUAACGAUCGUCGUUUCUCUCGGAAGAAUAGACAGAUGAAAUAUACAGAUUUCAAAACAGUACUAAAUAGCUCAAGCUACAAAGUCGGCGCGAGGAGGGCCCACCGUAUUCAGACCGCAUUGAACRGUGGAUUUGAGCAUACUCGCAUCUCUGAAAUUGACUUCAAGAAUUUCAAGAGGGAUGCUGUUGCUUGURUUGCGAAUAAGGACGCGACGAUGCAUGCAAUGAUUUUUGUWCCUUUCAUGGCUGUUGACAACCAUAAGGCGUCUGUUGUUGUUGGAUCCGCUCUUAUAAGUGGAGAGACGAUUGAUAACUUUAMAUGGGUUCUAGAGGCCUUUCUAAAGUGUCAUGCGAAGCAACCAGUGUUCGUAAUUACAGACCAAUGUUCUGCAAUGAAGCAGGCUAUUCCGAAGGUGUUCACGGAAUCCAAGCAUCGACUAUGUAUGUGGAACAUUAUGAAGAAGGUCCCUUCAAAGGUUAGUGUCGCCCUAAAUCAUGAUCCUAUGUUCAAUAAAGUCAUCAACAAGCUCGUAUGGAACAUUCAUAUUGGCCCAUCGGAGUUCGAGAGCCGUUGGAAUGAGAUGAUAGAUAAAUACAAUCUAGCGGGGGAUACUUGGUUUACAGAGAUGUAUGAAAUCCGACACUCGUGGAUUCCUGCAUAUUAUAAGGACACGUCGAUGUCUGGUCUAAUGAAAACAACCUCAAGAUCCGAGAGUUCGAAUUCGUAUAUCAACAUAUACGAAUCGUACUGGUUUGAUUUGGUGCAAUUCCUUAAUAAUUACGACGUAGCUAUAGAGAAACAAAGAUACAGACAAUUUGUUCACGAGACAGUGACGAGAACGACUAAUCUCAAGUUUCUUACUCCAUUGCGUUUAGAAAGUCAUGCAUCAAGCAUAUACAGCCGGAACGUGUUUUUUGACAUCCAAAAGGAAAUAAAGAAGGCUGUUUGGUUUUGUGCUAUUGCGACCGUCGAAUGCCGUGAUGAUUUCAAGUCGUUCUUGAUAAGCCACAAGGCCAAGAAAUCAGCUGACAACAUCAAGUAUCUGGUGGGCCGUAACUACUCAACAAACACAGUUGAAUGCGAUUGUAACCUAUUUACACGUAAUGGGUAUCUAUGUCAUCACGCGUUCAAGGUCAACGCCGAGAAAGAAAAGUCUAUAAUUGAUUUGUAUUCCAAGAUGGACGACAUAAUAAGCAUCUCACGCAAUGACCAAUCUAUAUUAGAUAGAUUGGGGYGUAACCUCGACAAAUUCAUGGUUGAUAUAGAGAAGGAAGUUCCAUACGAAGACCCAUCCCAACAAAAGUUGGAUGCGAUAAGAGAUCAUCUAGGUGUUUCCAUACCUGAUGAGGCGGACAUCCUACCACCAUCUGGAAUAAGGAACAAAGGUUGUGGAACUGGCAAGAGGCUGGUAAGUGUAUCUGAGAAAUUGCAAAAUAAUUGCAAAAAGACCAAACGAAAAUGUGCAACGUGUGGACAACGUAGUGGUCAUGACUCACGUAAUUGCCCAGAAUUGAUAUAUUAG
Messenger RNA from Cynara cardunculus var. scolymus (artichoke), 2310 nucleotides. Its product is annotated as protein FAR1-RELATED SEQUENCE 6-like. The record is from RefSeq and is a predicted model, not a curated record. NCBI's taxonomy places the organism in Eukaryota, Viridiplantae, Streptophyta, Magnoliopsida, Asterales, Asteraceae. Gene Ontology annotation, biological process: regulation of DNA-templated transcription. Gene Ontology annotation, molecular function: zinc ion binding. The coding region runs from base 1 to 2310 and encodes 769 amino acids. The transcript has 8 exons.